CUUCAACACUGCUGCAACCAGAAACAAUGAGAACAACCGUCACAUCAACUACACAUGUUACACCUGUCACAAUGUCAACUGAACCAAGUACCACAGAGCCAACACCUUCAAAUUUUGCUACAACAAUGUCAACUGAACCAAGCACCUCAGAGCCAACAUCUUCAAACAUGGCUACAGGAAUGUCAACUGAACCAAGCACCACAGAGCCAACAUCUUCAAACAUUGCUACAGGAAUGUCAACUGAAUCAAGCACCACAGAGCCAACAUCUUCAAACAUUGCUACAGGAAUGUCAACUGAACCAAGCACCACAGAGCCAACAUCUUCAAACAUUGCUACAGGAAUGUCAACUGAACCAAGCACCACAGAGCCAACUUCUGCAAACCUUGCUACAACAAUGUCAACUGAACCAAGCACCACAGAGCCAACAUCUUCAAACAUGGCUACAGGAAUGUCAACUGAACCAAGCACCUCAGAGCCAACAUCUUCAAACAUUGCUACAGGAAUGUCAACUGAACCAAGCACCACAGAGCCAACAUCUUCAAACAUGGCUACAACAAUGUCAACUGAACCAAGUACCACAGAGCCAACACCUUCAAACAUUGCUACAACAAUGUCAACUGAACCAAGCACCACAGAGCCAACACCUUCAAACAUUGCUACAACAAUGUCAACUGAAUCAAGCACCACAGAGCCAACAUCUUCAAGGUUUGCUACUACAGUGUCAACUGAACCAACAUCUACUGGAUUUUCAACUGAACCAAGCACAACAAAGCCAAUAUCUUUGAGAGUUUCUACAACAUUAUUACAGCCCAACACAUUAACUACAACUGUGUCACCAACUAGUACAUUCAUUGAUUUAGUGUCUUUUGCAACAACAUUGCCAGAAACUUCUCCAUUACCUGCCAAACAUUCAUCAACAGAGCCUUUUUUAUUACCACUAACAUCUUUAGAACCACCAAGUACAGCAAGAGUAAAAACAAGUCAAUCAAUAGUUUCACAAACGACUGAAAGAUUGUCAACAACAUCACAAUUUUCCUCAAAACUGACAACUAACGCAGCCACUUCUAUGACAUUGACAUCUAGAUCCUACCUUUCGACAUCACCAAACACAAUAGUACGUACUACUAACCAAUCACCUAUCUCAGUGACAGCUGCAACACAUAGAGACACCAUUAGUACAUCAACAAGACAGAAGCAACCUACACAACAGCUUACAAUGUCAAACUCAGCUCCUGUUAGAAUUACAUCACCAGCUCUCCCAACAGCCUCUACCACAGUGCCUGUAACUUCAUCUCCAUUGAUUUUUCAAUCAGCAACGACUCAACAACAGUCAUCCCAUGCCAAGUCAACACCUUCUGUCACUCACUCAACUGUGACAGCCACAUCAUCUGAACGGAAAACACUGCUCACAUCCUCUCUCCCAUCAGUCCUACCAUCAAAAGUGAUGUCAUCCACUAAAGUCAGCCACCACUAUCCAAGAUUCAGCACCAUGGACAAACCCAACUACCACAAAAACAGAUACCACUGGAUUUUCUACCACAGUAACAUCAGACCCAGUCACCAGAAAGUCUACAACAUUGUCUGCAGCAGGACCAUCUUCUAA
Branchiostoma belcheri (Belcher's lancelet) is the source of this 1604-nucleotide messenger RNA. RefSeq names its product cell wall protein DAN4-like. The coding region runs from base 27 to 1604 and encodes 525 amino acids. The record is from RefSeq and is a predicted model, not a curated record. The transcript has 2 exons. Lineage: Eukaryota; Metazoa; Chordata; Leptocardii; Amphioxiformes; Branchiostomatidae.